Molecule: messenger RNA, 1066 nt
Organism: Pseudovirgaria hyperparasitica
Lineage: Eukaryota; Fungi; Ascomycota; Dothideomycetes; Acrospermales; Acrospermaceae
Product: B3/B4 tRNA-binding domain-containing protein
Exons: 2
Coding region: 1-654 (217 amino acids)
Molecular function (GO): phenylalanine-tRNA ligase activity; RNA binding
Source: RefSeq, a predicted model, not a curated record
AUGGGUCCACGCCCUGUAGUCCCAAAUAGGUUAGCGCAAAGGAUACCACAAGGCCCAAGUGAUGCGACAUCUGAAAGCCUCUUGGUUGAAACCGAAUCAGUAGUACAGACAAUACUAUUGACGCAGGCCGUCACUAGUAUUCCACAUAUUGUUUCAUGGCGUGAAGCGUACAAGGCCUUUGGCGCGAAGACUAAGAAAGAUCGAUGCAGUCUUGAAUCAUUGAUGCGACGUUGCACGACUGGUCUCCCACGCAUCAACAGAUUGACGGAUAUCUACAAUGCUAUAUCGAUUAAGUAUCAGAUUCCUUGUGGUGGAGAAGAUCUGGACGCGUACAGCGGUCCACCCCAGCUCAAGCGCAUGUCAGGAUAUGAACAUUUCGAGACAGUUGUAGGAGGCGAAAAAGUGACAGAAUUGCCGCCUGAUGGAGAGGUUGCGUGGUGCGAUGAUGCAGGAAUCACAUGUCGGCGCUGGAACUGGCGACAGUGCUCGCGAACUCGUAUCACUGACAGAACAACGAGGGUCCUGUUUAUCCUGGAUGCGUUGGAACCUUGCUCGGAUGACAAUCUAGAAGCAGCUGCUGAUGAGCUUGUGGAGAUCAUUGGCAGCCUAUCCCCAGAUGUAAAGACAAUGCGAAGGAUGAUUCAGAAGGCGUAGGUCAGAUGUAUAAACAUGUUGUGAUUGUUCCUGAGGGAGGAUGUAUCUUCUUGGUAAAUAAACGUUAAUUGCGAGAUAUUCCUUUGUUAAAGCAUUAUCAGUCUCCGUGAUAGUCUUUCAAGCUCAGGAAACUGCAUUCGCGCACUGGGCAACAUGACGUUGACGCAGUCUGCCUAUUGUCAUGGGAUCGGGUAUUGCGAGUAUGUAUGCGACCCCCUCUCUGUGAACGUUCCUGCAUUCCCAGUCAUAAAAUCAGUGUCUUGCGUGUCUGAUGUGAGGUAACGAGUUUAUAGUACGGAAGGGUGGUGAGUUAUGGCAGUUGGGAAGAGAAUGGACUGGGGUAAUGUUAGCAUAUGCAGGCAACAGUAUUGAAUAGUCUUGAUUUUAGGGAGGUCGUUUCUGACGUUGAAAG